AUGGAUGAGAGGCUAAGGAAGCUGCGCCUGGAGCGGGGCCAGGCCUUGCUGGAGUCGUGCCGCAUGAGGGACUUCGACCGCAGUCCUGAAGAAACAGCCAGGCUAAAACAGCGCGGCCGUCUCUUGUACGAAGAGCGGCUACGCGCAGAAGAGAAAGGAAGUCCGUGUGUAGAAAUGCGGUAUCAUUCAGAGGCGGUGAUUGAUCUGUGCAGUAUUCCCGUCAAGGAAGGGCAAGCGGCGACGGAAAAAACGCAUGGACUUUCGUAUGUGCUGCCGCAGCCGGUGGAACUGCUCUCGGAGAGCCGUAGAGACGGGGACAACAUCUCCACCUCACAUGACUGUACAACGGCCAUUAUUGAUUACUCAAUUCUGGAUUCCGUUCGCGAGCAACAUAUACGGGACGUCCGGCAAAUUGAAAUCCUAACAAAAGAAAGCCACUUGCUUCAAGAGACAAUUGAAAAACAGCAGGAGGCACUAACCAAACUUGCUGCCGAGCUUGCCCAGCGCGACGCUCAAAUUCAAUGCAAUUUAAAGAAUGACGCAAGGAAAUUAAUUCCACCAGAUGAAAAGGAGAUGGGAGUACGGUAUGACGGGGGCUCUGACCACAUGCAGGAGAUGGAUCCCGCCAUGCGUCCACGUGCGCAAGAUAAUUGUAGAAGCCCUCACCUGAAAACAUUUGAGGACCUUCACGACGCCGAGUCUUUAGUGGCACGCAAGCAGGUUGAAAUACAAGAGCUGCAGUUAAAACUUCAGGAGAAAAUACUCUACUGCGACAAACUCGGGGAAGAAAACAAGAAUCUCAACAAAAACAACCAAAAACUGCAAGAAGAAGUGGCAGCGCUACUAAAAAAAGUUUGUAUGAUACAAGAAGAACUAAUAAACACUACGGAACAGGAAAAUUAUUCACAAAAAACAGUCAUCUACCUCGAGCAUAAAAUACAAAUGAAAUCCGAAUAUAAACCAUAUACACCAGUUCCAGAAAGCACACAUAUGGAAGAAGAACUAGAACGUCUUGCACGGCAGUGUGCCGAUGCGGAGGCGACCAUGCACCGGAUGGAGGCCGAGAUGGCGGCAGAGAAUGCCAAGCUGAAGGAGGAGUUGUGUCGGAUGCAACAGAGCCAUGAGGAGGAGCGUCAGGCAGCGGGGGCGGCGAUGCACCGGAUGGAGGCCGGGAUGAGGUCGCAGCAGCAGACACAGCUAGCCGGGCCGCCACGCCGCGCAGCCGCGUCGUCCACGAACCCGUUUGCCAGCAUGGGCGCGCCGUCGAAGGAACCAGGGUCAUUUCCUGACCAGGGUGACGAUGGCGAUGACGUUUUUGGCGUUGGCACCGAGCAGCACCGCACGGCGACUGGUGAUGCCGUGUCCGGGGAUGGCCAGGCCGAACCGGAGGGCCUCGUGACAGAGCUUCGAGGGCGGCUAGCGGAGCUGGAGGCUGCCUUGUCAAGCGCCACACUGGCCCGGGAUAGCGCUGUGGGAGAGGUGGAGCGUCUUGCACGGCAGUGUGCCGAUGCGGAGGCGACCAUGCACCGGAUGGAGGCCGAGAUGGCGGCAGAGAAUGCCAAGCUGAAGGAGGAGUUGUGUCGGAUG
Messenger RNA from Trypanosoma cruzi, 1587 nucleotides. RefSeq lists its product as uncharacterized. Lineage: Eukaryota; Euglenozoa; Kinetoplastea; Trypanosomatida; Trypanosomatidae. The record is from RefSeq and is a predicted model, not a curated record. The annotation marks the transcript as partial. The transcript has a single exon.